Messenger RNA from Octopus sinensis (East Asian common octopus), 973 nucleotides. RefSeq names its product importin subunit alpha-1-like. Gene Ontology annotation, biological process: NLS-bearing protein import into nucleus. The transcript has 5 exons. Lineage: Eukaryota; Metazoa; Mollusca; Cephalopoda; Octopoda; Octopodidae. Gene Ontology annotation, cellular component: nucleus. Gene Ontology annotation, molecular function: protein binding; nuclear import signal receptor activity. The record is from RefSeq and is a predicted model, not a curated record. The annotation marks the transcript as partial.
AUGUAUAUUUUAAUAAAAUCUAUAAAGAUACUACGUCGGAGAAGAGCCGAAGCUUCUGUGGAACUUAGAAAAAUUAAAAAAAUAGAAUUAUUGGCUAAACGAAGAAACAUUCAGGAAACUAAAAAUUCAAUUUAUCGGAAAUUUACCCCAACUUUCCACAAAUGCUCCUCGUCUGGAAUUAGUAACAAAAUCCGUCAAAAAUUGGUUGACGACGAAACAGCCACAGUAUCUGAAAUAAUCAAAUCAGAAACAAUUCCAUUUCUUAUUGAAUGUUUGACUUGUUCCGAAUCGUUUUUUUACGAUUUUAAUAUUAGUGAUUAUAAAAUACAACUUGAAGCGUCUUGGGCACUGACGAACAUAACUUCAGGGGAUCAUGAAUCGACUAAAGCAGUCGUGGACUGUGGUGUUGUCCCUGUGAUUGUUGAACGCAUCUCUAAAGUUGAAAAUGUGGAUGUCCUUGCACAAUAUGUGUGGAUUCUUUCAAAUAUAAUGGUAAUGGAAAGUGGAGUAAAUUGUGACAAUUUUUACUCUGCUCUAAGAACUAUUGGAAAUAUUGUUAUGGGAUCAGAUUCUGACACUCAAAUGGUGAUCGACGAAGGAGGACUGUCUGUUUUUAUGAAUUUACUUCCCGAAGUUGACAAAUCAUUGAAAGCGGAGGUCGUUUGGAUCUUAUCGAAUGUUGCCGCUGGAAAUAAUAAAAUUGACUUUCUCAGCCCAAACGUUAUGAAAAUUCAAAAUGUUCGAUCUAGGAUGCUUGUACAAAUCCAAAAUAAAUCGAAAUCACGUGGUUUGGUUGCUGUCCUUAAGAAGGAAAAGGCUGAAAAUUGGGCAGAUAUUUUGGAGAAGAAAGAGAAGGAGUCAGCAGUGCCUAAAAUGGACGACAAUGCUGACCCACAAGCCAAUUUGAUGAAUAUGAUGCAAAAGAUGUAUGAGGAGGGGGACGACGAAAUGAAGAGGACUAUGAAUAAGCUUG